This is a messenger RNA of Yamadazyma tenuis ATCC 10573, 1253 nucleotides long. The record is from RefSeq and is a predicted model, not a curated record. Lineage: Eukaryota; Fungi; Ascomycota; Pichiomycetes; Serinales; Debaryomycetaceae.
UUUAGAUACUUCCCAAUCAAUGUCUGUGGUGAAGAAACAGAAGAUAGCCAACAAUUUGGCAUUGCUGAAAGUAUCUGACGAUGUUGACAGCGGUAAGAUACUCUACAACCGAGCAGUGGUACUCGAGGGCCACCAAGGACCGGUGUACUCUGCUGCCAUCAAUCUGGAGUUGAUCGUUUCUGGAGGUGAUGAUAAGACCAUCAACAUAUGGAAACUUCCUACUGACGACAACGACGUCAACUUGGGAUGCAUACGAGGCCACAAGGCGGCUGUUACGUCGGUAUGCUGGAUGAACGGCAAUAUAGUAAGUGGCAGUGCCGACUCUACGAUGGCUAUAUGGGAUGGAGAAACGGGGCAGAAAAUAAGAAACUAUAGGAACAGUACCAUAAUCAACCAGGUUCGCCUGGGGAAUAUUUUUUUUUCCGGAAUUGACCCAACUAUUCAAGCAUACGAUACCAGAGCCACCGACAAACUGCUUUGGACGACAUCCAGUACAAUUGACUCGAUCACUUCGUUGGAUAUCAACAAUGAUAAUUCGAUGCUUGUGUCUCGCUCUACUCGCGGAGCUGUAAGCACCUAUAAUGCCAAAGAAUUUCUACCUGAAAACGUUUCACGGUCUAGCCCCUACGUCUACGAUGGUGCUCCAUCGGGUAACGAGUACAAAUUGAUACGUGCUUGUUUCAGUGGUGAUAGUUCACGUAUUGCGUCAGGUUCUGAUGAUAAAACUGUUACCGUGUGGGACGUCGUAACCAGAAGAAUUCUUAAUAAGUUUGAAGGUCAUGAGGCCUCAACCCUUGAUGUGACAUUCCAUCCUUCGGAGAACAUAGUGAUUUCGACGUCAUUGGACGGCACUUUAAUCGUCAGGGAGUUAUAAGACUCCCUUCAUUGUAACAUUAAUACAUAAGUCAUACUAAAAUCUGACGCUUUUUCUUGCAGGACGUUCUUUCUUAACCUUUGGGGCCUCAACCUCUUGCGCAUCCUGCUCGCUGGCCAUGUUCUUUAUGAACUGGUCUUUCAUGUACUCUUUGGUGAUCUUUUGGUUCUUGAGCGAAUUGAGCUUACUGAGAUUGUCUGAGUUGAAAGCAAACACUUUCCAGUUUCUAGUCAUAAUGCCAUUCACAUCCACUACAGUAUCCUCAUGUUGGUUUAAUCCAGAUGGGUCAUCGAGUUCUUGCCUUGUAACAAAUGAGCGUGGUGAAUUUGUCGGUGCCGAAAAUGGUGCAUAUUCAGUUUCUGAGUCCAUAGGCAAGAAA